CAGCCACACUCUGAGAGAAAGAGAGAGAGAGAGAGAGAGAGGAAAAAAUGGUUCAACGGCUGACAUACAGGACGCGCCAUAGCUACGCCACCAAGUCCAACCAGCAUCGAGUCGUGAAAACUCCUGGUGGGAAACUUGUCUACCAGACAACUAAGAAGAGAGCUAGCGGUCCCAAAUGUCCUGUUACUGGCAAACGCAUCCAAGGGAUCCCUCACUUGAGACCUGCUGAAUACAAGAGGUCUAGGUUACCCAGGAAUAGGAGGACUGUGAACCGUGCCUAUGGUGGUGUGUUGUCUGGUGGUGCAGUCAGGGAAAGGAUCAUUCGAGCCUUUUUGGUUGAAGAGCAGAAGAUUGUGAAGAAGGUUUUGAAGAUUCAGAAGGCCAAGGAAAAGCAGACAUCAAAGAGCUAAAAGAUGAGAUGAGACAAGCUCUAAUUUCAAUUUUAAUUUGUUUCAAUUAAAUUUUGACUUGAAGAGAUGAUGAAUUUUGCAAAUUAUUAUUGUGAGGUGUUUGUUUAAACACGAAUGAGCAUUUAGUUUUUGGUUUGACUCUUUUUCUUCUUGUCUAUGGAUCUGCUUCAGCUCUUUUAUCACUCAUGCUUAUCCAAGAUAAACCAUUUGCAUGCCAUAGUAAUUAGUAA
Durio zibethinus is the source of this 640-nucleotide messenger RNA. RefSeq names its product large ribosomal subunit protein eL34. Gene Ontology annotation, biological process: translation. NCBI's taxonomy places the organism in Eukaryota, Viridiplantae, Streptophyta, Magnoliopsida, Malvales, Malvaceae. Gene Ontology annotation, molecular function: structural constituent of ribosome. The record is from RefSeq and is a predicted model, not a curated record. Gene Ontology annotation, cellular component: ribosome.